AUGGCCCAAUACGCCGCCGAGAAACAGAUCGCCAUCGCCGCGGUCCGCCGCGCAUGCGGGCUCACCGCCUCCGUCUUCAACAAGAUCGUCAAGCAGGAGACCGUCACGAAGGAGGACUCGAGUCCCGUCACCGUGGGCGACUACUCCGCCCAGGCGGUCGUGAACACGAUCCUCAACCGCGUCUUCCCCGACGACCCGAUCGUCGGCGAGGAAGACGCCGCGGACCUGCGCGUCGACGCCGGCACCGCGCUUCGCGAGCGCAUCAUCCAGCUCGCGAACGAGACCCUCACCGCGCCCCUCGUCCCGGGCGAGCUCGCGGAGUGGGGGCUCGGCCCCGACCACGGCCGCACCACCGAGCAACUCCUCGAUGCGAUCGACCGCGGGAACUACAACGGCAGCAAGACCGGACGGAUGUGGACGCUGGACCCGAUCGACGGCACGAAGGGCUUCCUCCGCGGCGAGCAGUACGCCGUCUGCCUCUCGCUCAUCGUCGACGCCAAGCCCGUCGUCGGCGUCAUCGGCUGCCCGAACCUGCCCGUCUCGCUGGAGAACCCCGACGGCGUCCGCGGGUGCAUCUUCGUCGCCGUCGCCGGCCAGGGCGCGUACCAGCUGCCCCUCUCGGACCCAUUCACGGGCGCGGCGAGCAAGCUCAUCCUCCCGGUGACGACGCCCGAGACGCUCUGCUUCCUCGAGAGCGUGGAGAAGGCGCACGCGAAGCUCAGCUUCAACGAGAAGGUCGCCCAGGUGCUCGGGGUCACCAAGUCUCCUGUGCGCAUGGACAGCCAGGCGAAGUACUGUGCGCUGGCGCGGGGAGAUGGCGCGGUGUACCUCCGCAUGCCGGUCGGGUCGGGGUACAAGGAAAAGAUCUGGGACCACGCGUCGGGCGCGGUGCUCGUUGAGGAGGCGGGAGGUGUGAUCACCGACGGCCGUGGCAUCCCGCUCGACUUCGGACUCGGGAGGACCCUGGGCGAAAACUUCGGCAUCGUCGCCGCCGGCUCGGACAUCCACGCCAAAGUCAUCGCGGCGGUCAAGGAGGCGAGGGAGGCAGAGGCUGCUGAGACCAAGGCAGCGGAGCAUUGA
Messenger RNA from Epithele typhae, 1080 nucleotides. RefSeq names its product 3(2),5-bisphosphate nucleotidase HAL2. Bases 1 to 1080 code for a protein of 359 amino acids. The transcript is spliced from 4 exons. Gene Ontology annotation, molecular function: 3'(2'),5'-bisphosphate nucleotidase activity. Gene Ontology annotation, biological process: phosphatidylinositol phosphate biosynthetic process; sulfate assimilation. The record is from RefSeq and is a predicted model, not a curated record. NCBI's taxonomy places the organism in Eukaryota, Fungi, Basidiomycota, Agaricomycetes, Polyporales, Epitheliaceae.